UUUCGAUAAUAGCCUAAUAAAUCAACAUUACUUUGUUGGUUUGCUCAAAAGGCGUGCUUUCUUGCUAGCGACUUCCAGAGAUUAGUCUUUCGUCUCCCUCCUCCAAUUUUUUCCUUCUUCUUCCUGACUAAAUUGAUCCGCGAAUCGGACGAUUUUCUUCACCCAGUUGUCUCCCUGUAAUAAUUUCUCUAAUAAUGACAGAAAUUGCGGGAAAACCCACCUCGGAUUUGCAAGCUUCUCGUGAGGAUCACAACGAGAUAGAAGAAUCGAACACCGGAGUAACUGAAAUUCAGGAAAAUGUCCCAGAAGAAAACGUAUUGAAGUUCCUUGAUUCCAUGGAUGGUUACUUGACCCUGAUGGAUUCCUUAUCCUCUAUUCUUCGCCAGGGAUGGCUGGACUUAGCUAGUGCCCGGCAUUCAAUGGGUACUUCACGGAUAAACCCUUCUUUGUUUGACCACAAAGAACAUUCUGCUUCAACCACAUUACAAUUGGGUCAUCAAAAUGUAAGCUCUGGAGUAGAGCAACCACAUUUCCAGUUGCGAAAAUGGGAAUCUUCUUAUAGUCCAAAAAGUGGGAAUUUUGAAGCUAAAUUCGAGGAGGAUAAAUUGGCUCAGAGUUUAUCUAAUGGUCUUCGGAUGCGCAACUUGAAAGACUCGUCUGAUAGUGAUGAACUAAAGGAGAAACGAACGGAGAAUAAUGCAUCACCAACUUCUGCUGACGACCCCGUUCAAAAGGAGCGACUCAAGUCACUCUCCAUGUUUGGAGCAUUAUUUUCUCCUAAACUUCGAGCUGCCCAACUCUCGUUUGAGACAGCUCUGGAAACUCUUGCUGAAAUAGCAAAUGCAAGAGCAUCAUUACUGUGUGCUUAUGAACAAGUUAGCAAAGAGAUGAAGAGCAGGCGACAAUGAUAAAAUCUUCUCCCCCCUUCAUUCUGUAGGAUCAUGUUUUUGGAUCUUCGGAAUCAGCUGUAGAAAGAGAUAGGUACUGGAGAGGCAGGACAGUCUCAAUGCAGUAUAGAUUCUGCCUGGUUCUACCUUCCACUGGUAUUGUGUUAGUUGUUUUUACUUUUUUCAGUUACACCCUAGAAAGGGAGCUUUUCGCUGCAGUAGGAGCUGUUGUCAUAUGAUUCAAUGAAGGCCACAGCUUCAAGUUGUGGGAAGUAGAAACUGCCUUUUGGAGUUAUAUAAGGUUAGACUACUUUAACUAGGCCUCCAACUCCUUCCAAGACUCGCUCAAACCAGAGCGAUAUAUUAUUUUUGUUCUCUUUUUAAAUUCCGAAUUAUAUAGCUUAUGCCGAGAUUGAUAUUCUACUUUCUAUAGAGUUUAUGUUGUAGUAGGUUUUUCAGUGAUACUGCGACUUCCUUUUCUGUCAUGUUGUAACCUCCAAAGUAUAGCAUUACACAAUAAGAGAAUGGUUCAUGGAAGUUUGUUGUUGAUCUUUCUUAUUGAUAGCCUCAAAAUUUGAUGGGGAAAAAUUAGGAUGAUCAUCGAGUGGGCUCAAUGGUAAUCUGUUGAUCUAUUUAGUGAGAUAAACCGCUUCUUCCUUUCUUGUAUUUUCCUGUACUUGAAGCUUUUGGACUGUAGGCUGCUUGAGCUAAAAUAUCUAUCAAUAUUGGACUUUGGAAAAAUGCAAAUCUUUCAAAUUUCCAUCAUUUCUCUCCAUCAGGUUGAUAUUUCGAUCUUCUAGAUCAUUUGAAAAUUGAAACAUUGCAUCUCUUCAUCUUACCCCUGUUCACAGAAUCUAAUGAUAGUUUAUCUAAGGUUUAAAAAAAUUAAUUAAAAAUAAAAUAAAAUGAUAUGAAAUCUCUUUUAUUCAUAUAUGCACAAUGUUUCCGGACAGACCUCUCAAAAAUUGAUCGAGGUCAGACACAUUGUUCGAGAAGAUGAACCUUCCUACACCAAGACCUGACUUCAAGAGGAUAGUGAGUUUAACCUUGUCAGAAACAUAGUAGACAAUAACAAAGCUUAUGUCCGAAUUAUCGUCUAAUCUCACCGUAAAAACAUUUAUUACUAGGUCUUAUGAAAUACUCCCUCC
Oldenlandia corymbosa var. corymbosa is the source of this 2035-nucleotide messenger RNA. Lineage: Eukaryota; Viridiplantae; Streptophyta; Magnoliopsida; Gentianales; Rubiaceae. The record is from the annotation of a GenBank genome assembly.